CUCGACUAAUACGGAAGUGCGUGUGUAUCCGCCUGUUGGAGAUAAUUUUGGAAUUGUAACGUACAUUUUCUUUAUGGUCCCUGGAUCUAUAGAUGGAAGUAUAAGGAUAUGUAAUUUAAUUUCCACCGUAAAUUACCAAAAGUACCACAAUGAAGAUUGCAGUUGAAGGGUGUUGCCAUGGUGAGCUAGAUAAGAUCUAUGAAACAAUUAAGUAUCUAGAGAAGAAGGAGAACACAAAAGUAGAUCUGUUGCUUUGUUGCGGAGACUUCCAAGCAGUAAGAAAUGAGGGGGACAUGAAAUGCAUGGCAGUGCCUCCGAAGUACCGCCAGAUGCAGACCUUUUACAAGUACUAUUCUGGUGAGAAAAAGGCCCCAGUACUCACCAUAUUUAUUGGAGGGAAUCAUGAGGCUUCAAACUAUCUUCAAGAGCUUCCAUAUGGGGGCUGGGUGGCACCUAAUAUAUACUACUUGGGUUAUGCUGGAAUUGUAAAAUACCGUGGGGUAAGAAUUGGAGGAAUCUCUGGAAUAUUUAAAUCCCAUGAUUACAGAAAAGGCCAUUUUGAACACCCUCCUUACAGUAAGGAAACAAUCAGAAGUGCCUACCAUGUGAGGAACAUAGAAGUCUUUAAGCUUAAACAGUUAAGAGAACCCAUUGACGUAUUUAUGUCACAUGACUGGCCUCGUAGUAUUUACUACUAUGGGAACAAGAAACAGCUACUCAAGAAGAAAGACUUCUUCCAAAAAGAAGUAGAGGAGAACACUUUGGGGAGUCCAGCAGCCUUUGAACUUCUUUGUCACCUUCAACCAUCGUACUGGUUCUCUGCCCAUCUACAUGUCAAAUUUGCUGCCUUUAUGCAGCACCAGCAAACCACAGGACAGCUACCCAAAGCAACCAAAUUCUUAGCUCUUGAUAAAUGCCUUCCACAUCGGGAGUUUUUGCAGAUAGUAGAUGUAGAACAUGACCCCAGUAAGCCUGAGUGUCUGGAAUAUGAUCUUGAAUGGUUGGCGGUUCUAAAGAGCACCAAGGAUCUUCUUAAUGUCACUUCUAAAACAUGGAACAUGCCUGAGAACAAUGGUCUCCAUCCCAAGUGGGAUUUUAGCGCCACUGCAGAAAUCAGGAAGGAGGUUCUCGAUGACCUUGGCCAAGAUCUUUGUAUCCCUUGCAAUUUCAGUAUGACCACACCUUGUUAUGAUCCAAACAAUCCACAGCACAAGAGGGUGGCUUCCCAUAUGAUAAACCCACAGACCACUGAGUUCUGUGCUCACCUGGGGCUUAUUGACAUUAAUGCAAGAAUCCGGCAGGAGGAUGAAAGUGGAGACUUUGAGGCACCAGAAGAGAAUGAUGUUGACAGCACUGGUUCAAUAGAAGAUCCCAGCGAAUACAGCACAGACACUUCUAUUUUAUCUUCUUCCAUUAACCCAGAUGAGAUAACUUUGGACUAUGAUGAGGAAGAGGAGGAUGCAUCAGCACCGUCAAUGGAACCUUCUCCAGAACAUUCCUCUGAUCUCUCGGUCAAUUUUUCCCAGAUUCGGGUGUUACCUGAUUCAAUGGCUGUUUCUUCAGAUGAUGCAAUGGAUUCCACAAAUGAUGAGUUAGACCGAUCUGAAAGCAGCCAGACUGAGGGGGAAGGUAAAUGCCCAGAUAAAUCAUUAAAGCGGUUAAGUGAUGAAUGUGGCCGUAGUGCUAUGAAGAUUAAAAGGCGAAACCAGGCCAUCUACCGUGCUAAUGAUGAGGAAGAUAAGUAGGCAGACUGAAAAUGUUUUUCAUUUCUUAAUCAUUUACACAGCAGUCCCCUAACAAUGUGGGUCUUCACAUCUUUGUAUAUUAUCUUUAACUUGUUUUACAGUUUUGGGGUUUUGUUUUUUUAUGAAGCAUUUUUUUGAUGGUAAUUUGCAUGCAGUGCAAAACUGUCAUCCCAAUUUUAUUUUAUUAACAGUGUUUCUGUCCUGUAGAUUGACAGCUUUAUGUUCAGUGAAAUGCCUUUUAAUUGUAUUUUAAUCUUAUGUUUCUUAAUGCUGUGCUUUCUGUGGACAAUAACGAAAAAAUAUAAAA
Spea bombifrons (plains spadefoot toad) is the source of this 2052-nucleotide messenger RNA. It is a transcript of the gene DBR1, whose product is annotated as debranching RNA lariats 1. Lineage: Eukaryota; Metazoa; Chordata; Amphibia; Anura; Pelobatidae. The transcript is spliced from 9 exons. Gene Ontology annotation, biological process: mRNA splicing, via spliceosome. The coding region runs from base 150 to 1745 and encodes 531 amino acids. Gene Ontology annotation, cellular component: nucleus. Gene Ontology annotation, molecular function: RNA lariat debranching enzyme activity. The record is from RefSeq and is a predicted model, not a curated record.